Hylaeus anthracinus is the source of this 1773-nucleotide messenger RNA. RefSeq names its product odorant receptor 94b-like. Gene Ontology annotation, biological process: detection of chemical stimulus involved in sensory perception of smell; sensory perception of smell. The transcript is spliced from 5 exons. The coding region runs from base 574 to 1683 and encodes 369 amino acids. Gene Ontology annotation, molecular function: olfactory receptor activity; odorant binding. Gene Ontology annotation, cellular component: plasma membrane. Lineage: Eukaryota; Metazoa; Arthropoda; Insecta; Hymenoptera; Colletidae. The record is from RefSeq and is a predicted model, not a curated record.
UGCACUUGUCGUCGUUUUAUCGUCGUUUUCUAUUUAUUUUCUUCUUGAAAUAUCCCCCUUUGCGUAAACACGCGAUGGAAAACAACUCAACGGGGAAGUGAAAUUACAAAUAUCGAAGUACGCAUUGCAGUUAUUAAGAGAAUCGAUCGAUCAAUAAUUUACAUAAUUAUAUAGCUCGCGAGUUAGAAGGGAAAGUCUCCGAUAUAAUCAUCUUCGUGGAGGGUAAGAAAUGUCGACGUUCUAUAAUCUUCAGUAUUAUGGAAAACUUGGCAAAGGGAAGAGUUACUGUGUCAAAGACAACAUAGUAUCCCAAUCAUUCUCAUAUCCCAGUCAUUUUUAUUUUAUUAUUACGAGGCUAGCGUGCCCGAGUCAUUGUAUGUGACACUGUGUCAUUGUAUCAUCCCCAACGAAAGAAUAACGUGAUCGUCUUGGUAUUAUACGAAUGAAAACGGAUCCUCGAACGAAACGCAACAGAAAAUCGAUACACAACACAGUCGUUUGUGUCUAUUUUGGUAAGGAAAAUUUUCCAGCCGCCCAAUACGAAAGUACAGGAAAUUUUGACGGAUACGGACGAUGCGUAUACUGCGAAGGAUAUUCAUACUUAUGACAAUAUGCGGUUGCUCGCGGCCAUCAUCUUGGACGUCGCCGAGCAAGAAAUUCUUGUACAAUAUUUAUACGGUUCUCGUGUUUUUGGUCAUGCAGACUCUCGUAAUAACUCUCAUUUUGGACCUGGUUUUCAAUGUCGAUAAUCAGGAUGAUUUUGGCGACAACUUCUACAUCACGUUGCCGAUGCUCGUCACCUGCCUUAAAAUGUGUAUUAUGUUAUUCACUCGAGGGAAUAUUAAAUUCUUAGCCGAUACACUCGAAGAGGAGCCAUUUCUACCAGUGGGCGUCGACGAAAUUGAAAUUCAAACGAAAUUCCACAAAAUAUCAGAAUGGAACACAAUGGCCUAUACAAUAAUAAUCGAAUCCUGUAUAAUAUGGAUGUUUGUAACGUCGCUUCUCGUAGAAUUCGAGAACAAGAACUUAACGUUUCGCGCCUGGUUACCCUUCAACUAUUCCACGCCGCUAUUGUUUAGCUUAGCCUACGGUCAUCAAGCCCUAAGUUCUACGAUCUGCAUUCUAUCAAACGUUGCGUGUGACAGUCUGUUCAGUGGUCUAUUGAUUCACAUUUACUGUCAAUUCGAGAUACUCGGUCACCGUCUGCAAACUACUCAAAGUGACGAGAUCGAUUCAGUGAAACAGUGUGCUCGUCAUCAUAGUCAUAUAUACAAAUUCGCUAAAAUGGUAAACGAAGAAUUCAAGGUAAUCGUGUGUAUUCAGUUUCUGGCGAGUACGAUGACUGUGUGCUUCGAUCUUUAUCGAUUGACGCAGACAAAUUUGGGCUCGAAAACCGCGGAAAUAAUGAUGUACGCUUCGUGCACGCUUGUGCAGCUCUAUUACUACUGUUGGUACGGGAAUGAAGUGAAACUCAAGAGUCUCGACGUUCCUAACAUGGUAUUUGAGAGUAACUGGACGUCUUUUAACGACAGUACUAAGAAGAUUCUGUUAAUGAUCAUGAGACGUGGAACGGUGCCUGUCGAACUUGUUAGUGUUUAUCUGGUUUCUGUAAAUCUCGAAACAUUCAAAGCAAUACUCAAGAGCUCCUACUCGGCGUACACUUUGCUUCAACAAAGUCAGUGAAUAAAUAUGGAUUCAAUCUUCUUGUGGCAUAUAAUCUUGGAGUAUACAUAAAUGAGAAAUAAGUAAAUCACUUAAUUGGGGAGCCUCGGA